Silurus meridionalis is the source of this 1530-nucleotide messenger RNA. It is a transcript of the gene noxred1, whose product is annotated as NADP-dependent oxidoreductase domain containing 1. Bases 145 to 1125 code for a protein of 326 amino acids. Lineage: Eukaryota; Metazoa; Chordata; Actinopteri; Siluriformes; Siluridae. Gene Ontology annotation, biological process: L-proline biosynthetic process. The record is from RefSeq and is a predicted model, not a curated record. The transcript is spliced from 6 exons. Gene Ontology annotation, molecular function: pyrroline-5-carboxylate reductase activity.
ACAAUGUCUAAUGUGUUAGUGUACUGUCCAGGUUCCAGGAAAUAACCACACCCACCGCGUUGCCAAAGAACCCAGAAUGUGUUGUUCGAACGUGUCAUCACUCAGAGAUACUCAGAGUUACUCUAUACAGUAAGUGUAAGGACGAUGGAUCUGAACGUGGAUGUGAAGUCUGUUCAGUUUGAAAGCGGACUCGGUGAACAGGAGCAAGAGUUGGUGUUCCUGCGCGCGCGCUCAUCAGCGUUAACAGUGUGUGGGUGCGCGCACGCGGUGUUUCUGUGCAGGCUCGCGUCUGAAGCCAGGAAUAAAUUAAACCAUCAAAACAAUAAAUCAGACUUGCAGCCAGUGAAGGUGGGCAUUAUUGGCGGUGGACACAUAGGCAAACAGCUGGCACUGCUUUUACUGACUGUACCGGGCUUUAAACCAUCUAACAUUAACAUGUCAACUAAAAGACCAGACUCACUAAGUGAAUUUUUAAACAGAGGUGUGGAUUGCUAUUUUGAUAACCGCCGACUGGCCACUUGGGCUGACGUGAUCUUCCUCUGCGUUCUUCCCUCACAUCUUCGUCAUGUGUGUGCCGAGCUUCAUUCCCAGCUGCCUUCACACUGCCUAGUGUACAGUUUUACCUCUGCAGUGCAAUCACACAGGUUGGCAUUACUACUUGGUCACACAUUCAUUCUUAGACCUCAGUACAGCUUUAUGACGGGCGAUUCGGGUCACUUGUGGCUCCGCCAUAAUCAGGUGGCAGCAGCUCUAAAGGACAAAGAGGUUCUGAGUGCAUCAUGCCCACUUUCAAUGAGUGGUGGGCUCUGUUUGGAUCAGAGGUGGAUUUCUGCUGUGCUGUACUCUCUCCUCAAUAUGUGCACUGCUGAGGGAUUGAGGGCUAAACAAACUGUCCAGCUGCUAAAUGAGCUGCUUCAGACGACAAGCCCAAACUCAACGCUCACCUGCCAAAGUUUUGUUAACUCAUCCUGGGCAUACACACUCAAUAACUCUGAGGAGCUGUUCCCAUGGAUUAACCUAAUUGAUGUACAGACCAAACAGUCUCCUUUGACCUUUUGUCUGUCAGGAUGUAAAGCUUUACAAGACUGCAUUUCUGUGGUGUAUAACAAAAUAUUUCCUGGCUAAAUUUAAACAGUGAAACAAACACAAAGUGUAUAUGACUAAUUUAACAGCAGCUUAAUAAUUAUAACAGUGUAAUAUUUAUACAGGUUGCCUCAGUAGAUCAUAUGAAAACCACAUUGUUAAAAUAAGGUAAAGAUAAUUAGGCUCGUGAGGAUACUGAAAGUCUCUCAAUAGCAUUGAAAUAGUUCUGUAGCUCUCUGGAUAAUUAGUACCAUUUGGGGCCUAAUUACACUGCACUGAAUAAGCAGUUGUGCAAUUCAUAUGUUUCUCAACUAAUGUCACAUGUUAAGAAAACCUAAAAAUGCAUGAUUUCAACAUGAUUGCAUGUUUCUAACUAGCAUGAUGUUAUUAAUGGAAGUUUUGUUUGGUCACAUUUUUAGAAAGACAUUUUCCUACAUUUCUUUUAGA